Messenger RNA from Gavialis gangeticus (Gharial), 3838 nucleotides. It is a transcript of the gene IL20RA, whose product is annotated as interleukin 20 receptor subunit alpha. NCBI's taxonomy places the organism in Eukaryota, Metazoa, Chordata, Crocodylia, Gavialidae. The record is from RefSeq and is a predicted model, not a curated record. The transcript has 6 exons. The coding region runs from base 367 to 2124 and encodes 585 amino acids. Gene Ontology annotation, molecular function: interleukin-20 binding.
ACAUUAAAUUUUUGUGGCACUUUGAGUGAAAUAAAUGCUUCAGUAGUUAAGUCCAAUACUAAAUUUCAGAGGGAAAUCCAAUUCAGGGAAGGUAAAGAUUAUCCCAUAUCUGCCAACUACAGGGCUCCUGCAUCUUCCUCUGGAACUUCUGGUAUUAGUCAUUGUCAGAGAUGGGAUAUGGGACUGGGCCUCCAGUCUCAUCCAGUAGGACAAUUUCUAUGAGAUACCAAAGGAAAUAAUCAAAGUUUCCUGUCCAAUAUCAUUCUGCUUUUGGUAAAGGCAAAUAUGACUAGUGUUUACACAUUUUGAGGUUUCUUUAGAAAAUAAGUACCACUGUUCUUCAGCAAAUGUCUCUUCCAGGCCUUAAUGCAUGCAUGGUCCCUUUUUUUAUUCCUUUUUCCAGCAGAACAGUAUUGUUCUUUGCCUCCUCCUACGAAUAUUCAUUUUGAAUCUACUAACAUGAAGAACGUCCUGCACUGGUCACCACCAGAAGGUGUGGGAGAUGGAGUAUUCUACAGGGUGAAGUAUUUAGUAUAUGGCGAAAAUAAAUGGGUUAAAAAGUCAGAAUGCCAGCACAUCGAUAGAACAUGGUGUGAUCUCUCCAGUGACACCUAUGACCACGAAAAACAGUACUAUGCAAGUGUUAAAGCCUUCUUAGAAAGAAACUGUUCCAGCUGGGCAGAGACCGAACGGUUCAAUCCUCUCACAGACACCCAGAUUGAUCCACCAGCAGUCACUGUGUCAUCUACUGAAAAAUCAAUUUCAAUUGUUCUGACUGCUCCUGAGAAAUGGAAAAGAACUCCUGAGGACAAAUCUGUAUCUUUGUUUUACAUUUACUCUGUUUUGCAAUAUAAUGUGUCUGUCCUCAACAAAAAAACAAACAAGAAGUGGUGGUUUUCCAUUAAGAACAACACAUUGAUUGUGCCCAGGUUAGAAUCCAAUACAGUUUACUGCAUCAGCGUGCAGACACAUGUUCCAAUACCACGUUUGUUUAGUGGAUUUUCAGAAGAAAGUUGCAUUGCGACUCUGAAAGACCCAAAUGCAGAACAUGCCAUAACAGUUGUAUUUGGAUAUAUCCUGCCCAUCUUUCUGACAGCCUUCGUUCUCUCAAUGACAUACUAUGUUGUACACAGGUAUAUUCAUGUCAGCAAACAAAAGCACCCAGCAAACCUGGUAUUGAAGUACACUAACAAAUGUAAUGAAAAUGUUUUUGUACCAACUGAAAAAAUAGUGGUCAACUUCAUUACCGUUAAUAUUGUGAAUGAGAACAAGGCUUCUCAGGAAACCAUUAACUUAAUAGACAGGAGCAGCCGCAUAUACUAUAACAUCCAUGAUGAAAACAGACCUGAUAAUAAACCUCCAAAGGAAGAGUUACUCUUGAAACACUUGGUUGAUUCUUCUGAAGGAGUAAAAAUUUUACCCAACUGUAAAAAAGAUGGGAACUGGCCAUGCCAAGGCCAAGUUGGCAACCACUGUACUUUGGGUCAAAGAAAUGAAGAGGUCAUAGAAUAUGAAUGUGAUGUGAGGCCUGCUGACCUCUUUUCUGUGCAGAAACUGGAGGAUCACAGUGUGAAAGUGAAAUCUUCUGCACUAGGGGAACUGCUAAAUAAGCCCCAGAUUACACUGGAGGACUUGGACCUUGAUAAAACAAAACUGCCAUACUGUCCCCAACUUAAUGAAAGGACUACAGACACUUGUUCAGUACAGAUAUUAAAAGAACUCAAAUGUAAUACACCAGAGGAGCUGUCCCCUGAGACAGAAACCAAGUUGCUAAACUUGGGUACUGAAAAAUCAGGACAAUUAUCAUUUCCUCACGUAAGUACAAUAAGCCAGGGCCCCCAGGACCCAAUGGUGAUACAGGAUGUAAAAAAGGAAUAUGAACAGACUAUAUUAGUAGACUGGGAUCCUCAUACUGGAAAACUUUAUAUAUCUAGUUUGUCCAAUUUUGAAAAUGAUGCUUGUGAAGAAAUAUUUGAACAUGAAAAGUGUGAUGAUCCAGCAAAAGAGGGGCUUUUGUCCAGACUGUAUGAGAGGCAGGUAUCUGAUGAGCCCUCGGAGGACCAAGAAAUAUACCUCCAGAAAUUUAAGGAACAAUGGGGACUGCAUGUAAAAAUGGAAGACUGAGAAGAGUCUUUAAAGAUCUUAAAAUAUUAAAUGUAAAACAUGUAUAUAUGCUGUCAAGAGGUACUUAUGGUAUCUAAGACCAAGAACCAAAAAGGCCUCACAAUUAAACUAACAUGUUUUAUUCCAACCAAGCAAAGGAGGAGGUAGUGAGGUAAAGUUGCCCCGUGUGGCAGCAUUUAUCUUCCGACUUGGUAUUUGUGGUCAGCUGAAUAACCAAGGGCUGAUGUACAAAAUCUACUAUUAUUUAUAUCACUAUUGAGUUUUACCUAGAAACUUUUGCUGGGAAUUGCAGCAACUUGUACCAGGGCUGGCCCCAAGGCUGGGUUUUUACUGGGAUUAUGUACUUUUUUAAGCUGUUGAUUUUAAAAAGGUAUGUUCUCUAAGGAUUAUCUCUGUUUUAUACACAUUAAAACAAAUCAGCUGUGCUCAGAAACAGUUAUUUUGAGAAUAUUGGGAAGUUUUCCUCACUGUGUGCUAAUGAAAGGUAGGUAUCAAUGAAAAUAGGAAAAGAGCAGAAAGAGAGCCUGCAGUGUCUUCUGCCACAAGAAUUCUCAUGGGCUCCGCAGGUUUCUUUCUGUUUCAAGCAAUAUAAAGGCUCAUUUCAACUCCCACUGAUGGCAUUUAAAACAUUUCCUUGUGAAUUGGAUUGGGAUUUAAUACAGCAGCUCACUAGCGCCUCUGCAACCAAGUCUUUCCAGAGAACAGGCGGGAGAAGGUAAUUUUUUGUAGGAAUUAACAAUAAUCCACUGUAUAUUAUUAGUAUUCCAUAACUAAUAUUUAGUACAGUUAUUUAUUUUACAGAAACUCAUGGAGAACCCAUUUGAGAUCUGGCCCCCAUUGUAUUAGUUACAAAUACACAGUGAGAGAUUUACCAAAAUCCUUACUAUCUAAUAAGACAAAGGGUGAGAAAAAGGAAAUCUUACUGUCUUUAUUUUACUCAUGGGGCGAGUUUGAGGAACAAAGAAAUUUUGAAUAACUUACCAAAGCUACACAGAAAAUCUGCAGAACUGGGAAUUGUACCUCAUUUUCUUGUCCAGUGCUUUAACUACAAGUUCAUUUUUUCUUCUCAUUCCUGCAGUAUUAAUAUAUUGGGGUAAAACUCUACAACAUUUUAAUAGUAAGUUAUUAAAGCUCACUGAAAUUUUUCAGUAAGACCUUAUAGUUAAAGAAAAAUUGUUAUUUUUUUCCAACAUCAGUAACGUCCACAAAGAGAGAUCUUUUUUUUCUUUCUUUUGUGUCAUCAAAACCUUUUACUCAUAUUCACAUGCUCAAAAUCAGGUACAUGCUCAAGUAACUUUUUGAAGCAGGGCCUUUUCAAUAUCUUUCUCUGCUAAUCAGGAUUUCCUGUUACACAGCUUAGGCAGUGCACAGGUUAGCAUUAUACUCAUCUAUCCACCCUUUGAAAUUAAAAGAACCAGCAGAUCACUUACCUCAGUAUUUCUCCAUCUUUUCAAGUUGGCCCCUCUUGAAGUACUUGAAGUAGGGUGUUUCCAGUCCCCUAUAUUUUACUAUCUAGUAUCAAUGCUACUAAGGCUAGGCCUGUAUAAUUUAUUUGCAGACAUGUGUUUUGAGAGCCUUACAUUACAGAGAAAUUUAAAGCCAUACAGGGAUUGAAGAAGUGAAUCAGGGAGGGUUACUUGCAUAGACAAGAAGGCUGCAUCCACAUAAGCAUGCAUGUGCAUUUUUGUGGUGCCUCAAAGGCUUUUGAGAUGCU